GCAAGGAGCAAAAAGCCAACACAAACAACAUGACUGACUAUGAGGUUGCAACUGCCUUUCUCGGGGAAUGGGGACAUUUCCAGCAGCAGGUGUUUUUCCUACUCUGUCUCACCGUCAUCCCUAACGGUUUCAGCGGCAUGUUCAUCGUCUUCGUCGGCGACACGCCGUCCCACCGCUGCGUCAUUCCCGCAAACGUGAACCUGACGGCGGCGUGGAGGAACCACAGCAUCCCGCUGGAGCUGGACAGCAACAGCGGCGCGUUAGUGCCCAGCAAGUGCUCCAGAUACAGGCUGGGAGAUGUGCUGAGUUUAUCGGACAGAGGCUUUCUGCCCGGGGUCGACGUUAACAUGUCUAAUGUGCCGACUGAGAGCUGUUUGGAUGGGUGGGAGUAUGACCAAAGCGUGUACAUUUCUACCAUCAUAACGGAGUGGGACCUGGUCUGUGACGACAGGUGGAAGAACCCGCUAACUUUUUCCAUCUUCUUCUGUGGUGUUCUCACUGGCUCCUUCGUUUCGGGGCAGCUCUCUGACAGGUAUGGGAGAAAAAUAGUGUUGUUUGUAACCAUGGCAGUCCAGACAGUGUUCACAUUCAUCAUGGUCUUCGCUCCAUCCUGGCCCGUGUUCUGCGCCCUGUUCUUUAUUGUCGGGAUGGGACACAUCUCUAAUUAUGUGGCUGCGUUUGUGCUAGGUACUUUUGUUUGUCUCUAUUCGAUGAUUUCAGCUGUACAGUAUUUAGUUGCUAACUUGUCCAUGAAAAAUAAUUUGUCAUUCAUUGCCUGUGCUUUAAAUCUCCCCCCUUUUCUCCUGUGCUUCAGGGACAGAGAUAUUGAGCCCAAAAGUUCGGACAAUUUAUUCCACCGCAGGUGUGAGUAUUUUCUUUGCUGCAGGCUACAUGUUCCUGCCACUGUUAGCCUACUUCUUGAGAGACUGGAGGAUGCUUCUCUUAGGCCUCACCCUGCCUGGCUUCCUCUAUGUGCCUCUCUGGUGGUAGGUAGGUUCAUCCCAGAGUCUCCUCGCUGGCUGCUGUCUCGGGGCAGAGUGGAGGAGGCAGAGGCCAUAGUGAGAGAUGCUGCUAAAAAGAACAAAAUCAAGCCACCGCCGGUCAUCUUUAGUCCUUUGCAGAAAGAACUUCAAUGCGAGACGAGUAAGGCCCUCAACAUCUGUGACCUGCUCCGUUCCCCAAACAUCCGCUGGAUCUCCCUCACGCUGUGGCUGGUCUGGAACACCUUGACCAUUGCUUACUUUGCUCUUUCCCUGAACACGGCAAACCUUCACGGUAACGCUUACUUCAACUGUUUCGUGUCGGCUUUGGUUGAGAUACCAGCCUACACUUUGUCUUGGGUAAUGUUUCGCUGGUGGUCCAGACGACUGAGUCUCUCAUCAACCCUCUUCAUGGGAGGAGUGUUUCUACUCUUCGUACAGCUCAUGCCAGCAAACCUGGUUUAUCUCUCCAUAACACUGGAGAUGAUGGGGAAGUGUGCGGUGACGACAGCAUUUGCUAUUGUAUACGCAUACACAGCUGAACUCUACCCAACAGUGUUGAGGAAUACGGCCUUUGGGGCCUGCUCCAUGGCCUCCAGAAUAGGCAGCAUCAUUGCCCCAUACUUCAUUUACUUAAGAAGCUAUUCCGUUUCACUGCCUUACAUCCUGAUGGGAAGCAUUACAGUUGCGUCGGGGUUGCUGAGCCUCCUGCUGCCCGAGAGCUAUGGAAUGCCUCUGCCUGACACCAUCAGUCACAUGCAACACUUCCCCGGAUGUUGUAAGAAGACACCCUAUAAACUCACAAACACAGAAGAAAAGGAAAAGGUUGCAGAAGGGACGUUUUCCCUUGAACAAGGAGCCUCACUGUUAUCUGCCUGAAGCAAAAACUGGAUAACCAUCUUAUCACCUUACACUUAUAAUAACUGAGAAUAAUAACAAUUGAUGUCACUAGAUUUGUGAAAGCAUUUGACUUCAACUGCACCAUGGAGCUUGAAAGUUAUUUUGAUUUUUAACCUCAUAAACAUGUACGUAACCUAUAAAAAGUGAUGCCACCAUCAUCAUAUCCUCUUAAGAGUCAUGUAGAUGAUGAGGAUAAGGAGGGGUUGUUUUGGUGACUAUAUUAAAGAAUGAUAUGAGAUGUUUUGUUUGUUUGCCAUUAUCUUGUCUGAACAUCCAGUAUCAGGAAGUUCUGUGG
This is a messenger RNA of Gymnodraco acuticeps, 2175 nucleotides long. Its product is annotated as solute carrier family 22 member 5-like. Gene Ontology annotation, molecular function: transmembrane transporter activity. Lineage: Eukaryota; Metazoa; Chordata; Actinopteri; Perciformes; Bathydraconidae. Bases 30 to 1859 code for a protein of 609 amino acids. Gene Ontology annotation, biological process: transmembrane transport. The record is from RefSeq and is a predicted model, not a curated record. Gene Ontology annotation, cellular component: membrane. The transcript has 9 exons.